AUGCUGGAAGACAUCAGCACACAGAUUCAUAUCCUCCUUCUAAAUUAUAUAAGAAUGAAGCAGUGUAGUCCUGAUCACUUAAAACUGAUCUUCCAGCUGAUUUUGUCAAACAACAAGAGUUAUAGAAUAAUUGGGGAUGAAGACGACAUGAACUUUGAGGCUGUCUAUAGAAUUCUCGUCGAACUUAAACAAAUUGGGCUGAUCUACAUGAAGAAAAAGAAGAGAUUCUACAUCACACAAAUGAUGAGAUGAUUCCUUCUAGGACUAGACUCUACAGAGGCAACUAAGUCAUUAAUCAAAUAAAGAUAUGGACAGGUCUAUUAUCGUAGAGACAAAUUUUAGAGUCUACUGAUACUCACAAAAUGGAUUAAAUCGUGAGAUUAUGAAGCUGUUCGUUGAGACUGAUGUAAUCUUCCCAAAUCUUAUUGGAGGGACACUGACCAGAUCUAAAGCAAGAGAAGCCUUCAGGAAAGGCAUUACUGCCCAUCAGAUCUGUAUUUUUCUAGCAAAGCAUGCUCAUGAACAAAUGUAUAUAAAGAAAGAACUUGAGGAGGAAAAAGAAGAUCCCAAAGGAAUAUUAGUUGACAGUAAAGAGCAAGUCAAAGAGAAGAAAAAGAAGUUAAAUCUCAAGGGUUCAAACGCUAAAGCGUCUGUUAUCCCUUCUAACGUUGUACAACAAAUUUAUAUUUGGGAAGAAGAAAUGAAUACAAUUACUUCACAAGAUGGAUUACUUAUUCGUGAUUUUGAAAGUAGGGAGAAAUACACUCAUUUCGUGCAACACUGAAAGAGAUCAAAUAUUCCAAUCUUAUCUCGUUCAGAAAGGCACUCACUGAUUGUCGUCCCUCAUGAGAAGCAGAAGGAGGUGUACGAGUUCCUGAAUAGGCACUAA
Moneuplotes crassus is the source of this 889-nucleotide messenger RNA. Lineage: Eukaryota; Ciliophora; Spirotrichea; Euplotida; Euplotidae. The record is from the annotation of a GenBank genome assembly.